This is a messenger RNA of Sinocyclocheilus grahami, 789 nucleotides long. Its product is annotated as cytoplasmic polyadenylation element-binding protein 3-like. The coding region runs from base 40 to 789 and encodes 249 amino acids. Lineage: Eukaryota; Metazoa; Chordata; Actinopteri; Cypriniformes; Cyprinidae. The record is from RefSeq and is a predicted model, not a curated record. The transcript is spliced from 3 exons.
GCAGCCUAGAGCAAGAGGGACUACGCCUGCUGGAGCAACAUGAAGAUACAUAUUUGGCUCCAGAAUACCUCGUACUGUGCUCAAAACAUGCAGGAUGAUUUACUGAUGGACAAAAGCAAAGCUCAGCCUCACCAGCACCAAGAGCCGUCAAAUACAGAGCCUCCAUCCACCCCGACCCCCUCCGAGCCUCCGGUCCCGGACGAGCACAACCACGUCGGUCACAACGAGCGGGUCGCCAUGGAGUCUCCGGUGUUACCGGGUUUGGGUUUCCCUCAGGAUUCCUCUCUGUCGCCGUCGUUCGGCAGCACUUGGUCCACCAACGCCGUAGACGAAGGCUUUUUCCAAGGGAUUCCGUCGGUAAACGGGACGAUGCUUUUUCAAAACUUUCCCCAUCACGUCAACCCGGCUUUCGGAGGUAAUUUUCCCCCGCAGAUGAGAAGGGCUCCGCUGAGUGUGAACCAGAGGAACCCCUACAGCCACCAGACGCUCAUCAAUAAAGUGUCCGCGUCGUCCGCUUCUUCGUCCGCCUGGAAUAACCACCAGAACGCGGUGUGGAGCUCCGCGGCGAACCCCUGGAGCGGCAGAGACCCGCGGAGAGCGCUCGGGCUCGGCGUCCCGUCUCCGCUCAACCCCAUCUCCCCGACGAAGAAGCCCUUCCCGAGCAAUGUCAUCGCGCCCCCGAAAUACCAGAGACCAGGAGCCCUGCAGAAACCCUGGAUGAUCUCCGAGCCUCCGGAGCCCUUCAGAACCGACAACAGCAACAACAUGCUGCCAUUUCAGUUUGGAUAG